AUGAGGUCGCUCUGCCUCCGACCUGCGGAGGGAUCACGCGGCAGUGGAGGGCAGAUAAAAAGCCCUUUGGACGAGGGUCGCCUCCGUCCUUGUUGUUCACUUGGGAGCAGUGGAGAGGAAAACGGUCCCCACGGGCGGACUUUGGCUUCUGGAGCCGCGGGGCUCAUCCGUCCAGGCCUCCCGGAGCCUCUGCUGGGUAUAGGGGAGGGGCAGCGGGGGAGGGGACUGGGAGAAGGGAUCUGGGGACGGGGGGCUGGAAGCGCUAAGGAGACCUGCUGGGAGGAUUUGCGUCAGCAGUUUGCUUGCAGAAAUAGAACUGUAUUUCGAGGAAAUCAAUCAAUCUGCAGGAAACAAAAAUGGAAGUCGAGGUUUGGGAAGAGUUGUCACUUCCCCGACUCGAGUGGUGCGGGCCAGGGGCGGAGACUUGGGGCCGCGGAGAGGCCCUUUCUCCCACCUCAGCUCGUUCCCAGACUUCCAGAAGGGAGAAGUACCCUCCUCACCCCUCUUCUUCCCCACACCCGUCCUCGCUCGCCCGCCGGCCCCUUUCCGCACCUCCUUCUCCCCUCAAGUGAGAAAAGCCUAGUUCCCGAGCCGGUGUACGCGGUUGCUUACCCCUCCCCGCUCCCACGCGGGUGCCCCCUCCAGCCAUCGCUACUGCCACCACCUCGGUUCCACUCAAUCGAUUUUUGCUGCAUGUCAACACUUAUUCCCGUUUGCAGCGGCACUGGACCCCCUGCACGCAGUCCUGGGCUGGAUCCUUUAUCCUUGUCCCUCUGGGGAGAUGAGACCAAGAGCCGCUUCCACUGUCCCGGAGAAGACAGUGGAGCAGAUACGGAAUGUGACUUGGAACCCCGGUUAGUGGCAAGCCGGUUCUUGGGCUCUUUCCUCCGUUCUACUACUGUCAACAGCCCCCUCAACUCUGCUUCCCUAGGCGGGUAUCUGGGUGAAGUUCCUGCACAUCGUUCUCGGUCCUCCCGGAUGAACUGGCAGGGCCUUCCCUAAUGUCACUUUACGAGGCCGCCUGCGCUGGGUUGAAGGAGAGUCUCCCCUGACUGACUCGUCCCGCUGCGUGCAGGCGCAGGAGGGGGGAGAGCCGAUGGGGACGACCCUGCAGGCCGUCCUGAGCGCCACAGACGGGGAUUUACCUGCCGAGUCCAAGGCGACAGACAACAGUCACUUUGUUAGAGAAUAAGAUAAUAUCAAACAAAAGAAAGUAAAAUAAAACCCUUCUUAUGAGGGC
Messenger RNA from Sus scrofa (pig), 1240 nucleotides. Lineage: Eukaryota; Metazoa; Chordata; Mammalia; Artiodactyla; Suidae. The record is from RefSeq and is a predicted model, not a curated record.